This is a messenger RNA of Pyricularia oryzae 70-15, 279 nucleotides long. RefSeq lists its product as uncharacterized. The transcript has 5 exons. NCBI's taxonomy places the organism in Eukaryota, Fungi, Ascomycota, Sordariomycetes, Magnaporthales, Pyriculariaceae. The record is from RefSeq and is a predicted model, not a curated record. Bases 1 to 279 code for a protein of 92 amino acids.
AUGUCAAGGUGCCACGGAUGCACACCCGUAGCCAAGCUGAUCCAUGUUGGUGUGGGACAAUUACACGGACUUAAAAAGUCCGCAACCGGCCCAGAUCAAAAAGGGUACAUCUCUCGUCAAUCUAAUGCCCAAAAAGACAACCACUUCAUUGGUCUUAAUGUCAGUCUUUCCGUGGGUUAUUGGGCUCGAGCUGAUCGAUUGGAAAAGCAUGAUCGUGAGGUCAUUGGCGAAACCGAGCAAGCCAAACCCUAUCUGAUGGGAAACAUUGUUGGUAAUUAG